AUUUUGCUCUGAAAUUGACAGUGCAGAUUUCGUCAACGCCCAUCUCAACAGAUCAAUCCAAAGCAGAACUGGCCAAAAGCUUGUUGUCUGCAACUCAUAUUUCAUGGAUUCCACCGAUUUCUACGCGGCUGAUUUCGAAGACGACCUCAAGGCUGCCUUCCUACUCAACAACCCAUUGAAAUCUCAACAUGGCGGCGACUUGGUAUGCGGUUCUUGCAAUGGUUUGACUCUCUUGGGUAUGAUUAUUAAUUUGACACCCUUAAUCAUGGGUCUUGUUAUAUGGAAUCCAUUUACCAGGCGGUAUAAGAAAUUACCGGUUUGUCCAGUCCAAACCUUUCCUUCGUAUAGAGGAUUCAUGUGCUUUGGUUUAGGGUAUGAUUCUGCUCAUGAUGACUAUAAGGUUGUGAUGAUUUCGAAGGCUGAUGACUCCAAUCAAGUCUGGGUUUUUGGGUUGAAAUCAGAUUUUUGGAGGAGGAGCCGAGAUUUGGAAGAUGAAGUUACCACAUCCGUGGGGCGUUUUGCAAAUGGUGCUCUGUACUGGAUAUGUAAAAGUAAGUGCGUUGGUUUUAAUCUCAAGAAGGAGGUGUUCUUUGACAUUCCGCUAUUGUCUGAUUGUGGCCCAGCUAGUCUCUUUUUCAAUUCUUUCGAUGCCUUGGUGGUUUUCGGAGGUAACCUUUUUUUCCCUAAAUUGCAUGAUAAAACUAUAGAAUUUUACUUGGUUGUGAGUGAUGUGAGUGAUAAGGGUGGCGAAGUUGUAGAAGGUAGUUGGAGGAAAGAGUUCACUGUAGAAAAUGUCGAGAAUAUUUCGCAUGAUGUAUUUCCGCUUUUGCCUUUGGCUUAUUCAAAAGAUGGGGGUAGCAUUUUGCUUCUUGACUCAAGUGGGGUUUUUUGGUAUAACCUUGAAAACAAAACAAACCAAAGGGUGAUCAUUGCGGGGCUGCCUGAUGUUCCUUGCUCCAGAUACAGUGUCUGUUGGGAAAGUCUUGUUUCUGUUGGCAAGGAUAGUGCGUUUGAUGGAGCGGCUGAGGAAGGGAGAAUAGACGAUUUAGAGGAGUAGAACAAUUUGAAGCUGACUUCUUUUAGAGGCUCAAGUUUGUAAAGAAUAGCUGUUGUGAGGUAGUGAAUGGAUAUGUUUUUGGUUAGUGAAGAUGAUUGUAUUUCAAUGAAAUUCCAUGUCAAUCCAAUAUCUGUUUUAGCCCUUCUUAUAAAUCCCAGUUUAGUACCUUUUGUGGAAUUUUGGAUGUUUUGAAAUGGGACAUGGGAAGAUUUCCCUUUUAUUCAUUUUGGAACUCUGCUUUGGACAUGUAUCAUGUAUGGCAAUGUAUGUUAUAUAAGCUUAUUGGUUAAUCCUUAGAAACAGGUUGAAAACUAAUUUUCGGCAUAGGAGAAUGCAUGUGUGUUGUGUGCAGCAGAGUGUGAGGCAACAUGUGAACGCCUAUCUUUCUUGAGUGUUAGACUGUGUGUUUACUGUUUAGUAACUGUGUUUGGGCAGCUAUACUUAUGAUUUAGGUAUCCAAUGAGUUCCUCAAUGCUGGAGUAGGGCAGGAAAGGAAGGUAUCAUCUUACAUUGAAGGUGGGAUUUGUUUUGGCAGCAGCACUGUACUUCCAUGGAAGACAGCAUAGGAAUCGCUGUUUGUUUAUGCAGAAAAGCAAGCCCUCUAAGGUAGCUAGUAAAAUGAUUUUGCAUUU
Molecule: messenger RNA, 1689 nt
Organism: Rubroshorea leprosula
Lineage: Eukaryota; Viridiplantae; Streptophyta; Magnoliopsida; Malvales; Dipterocarpaceae
Source: the annotation of a GenBank genome assembly